Heterotrigona itama is the source of this 5671-nucleotide messenger RNA. The record is from the annotation of a GenBank genome assembly. NCBI's taxonomy places the organism in Eukaryota, Metazoa, Arthropoda, Insecta, Hymenoptera, Apidae.
AUGAUCGGGCAAGUAAAUUUUCUGCAAUAAAGAAAAGGAUAUAAUACUAAAACAAUAUGUAUAAAUAAAAUAAAAUUGUAUUCUUAAAAAAUAAUAUUUCAUAUUGUUAAAUACACUUAAUAUACCUAGAUGUAUAUAUCUUUCAGGUUCUUGUUGUUUCAUCAUGAUCAUUGGAUCCGUUUGUCUCAGUAAUGAUCUAGCUGCUCCUAAUUCUCUUAGUUCGAUUAAUUCUAAGACAACCUAUGGAUUAUUAUAAAUAUAAAAUUCAUAUUUAUAAAAAGUAACAUCCAUAAUUUUUUUUAGUUUAAAGACAAACCUGUUCAUAUAGGUCAAUUAAUUUUUUAUCUGGUAAUUUUAAUGAUUGUAUUGCUUUUAAUACUGUAUCCCAAUGUCCAUUAUUUAUAUCUGCUACAAAACCAUCUACACUAUCUACUGUAUUCAGCGAUACUCCUGUUUCUUCCUAAAAAUUUUAGUUUUAUUUUUUUCGCAUAUCAAAAUUGAUCCACAUUAUCUAAAGAAAAUAAAUACUUACCUGUAAUGUUUGCAAUGUUUUAACAAGAUUUGAUUCUUUAAGAUAUUGUUGUAUCAAACGAAUUACACUAAAAUCAAACAAUAAUAUAGAAAUAUUAAAAACAGUUUUAUCAAUUAACAAAACAUUUUAUCGUAUAUAAUUAAAUAUUAUAAUAAAUAAUAAUUACUCUGCAGAUUCGAUUUCAAUUGACAUUUUUCACAAAUAAUUGCUUUAAAAAAUAUGUAGCACAAAUAUUUCUAAUUUUGACUAAUGUCAAUCACAAAUAAUAGUAUAUCGACAAUAGUAUAUAAAUGAUACAAUGCUACCACUAUUAAGUUAUAGUUACUUUUUUAUUUUUAUUGCCAACGUUGAAAUAAAUUAAAAAGAACUAGAUUUAUUCGUUAAUUUAAAUCUAUUUUUACUUGUAUAAAGAAUGUUUACUCUUUAGAUAUUUUUAUUUCCUAAACCUUUACAAAUACAUCUAUUCUUACUUAAUAUUUGUUCGAUACCAUAUAAUUAUAAAUCGGAAUAAUUAAAUUAUUGUCAAUUAAAAAAAUAUAUAUUAUAUCACAGAUAUAUACAUUUACCAAUCGUUAAUUAUAAUCGUUUUCUUAACGGUUAUAGUUUGUAUUAUAUUAUUACGAAAUAAAAAUUAACUAUAGAUAUUCACUGCAACUUACUUCAAAACAUAAUAAAGUAAUUAUGAUAACGAGUUUAAAUAAAAUUUUAUUUUUGAAAAGUAAUUUAUAUAAAAUUUAAUAAAUAUGAUUUUGGCACAAAUGUUUAAAUUUCGUAUAUUUUAUGUGCCAAUUCACACUUUUUCUGUUUACAGGUACGCAUGCAAUAUUUUUGAAACAUUACAUAGUAUAAUUUGAUCAUGAUCUAUUUAAAUAGAAUCUACUAAUUUGUAAAACAAUGGAAAGAAUGCAUUUAUUAGUUAUUCAAUAAAUUCGAAGUUUAUAUAUAUAUAUAUAUAUAUAUAUAUGUUAUAUCAUAGUUAUCUUAUAAUCAGUAUAUGUUUCACAUGAAAAUAUUGAAAUUAAUUUUUUAUACAAAAAAUUAUUUUUGUGAACUAUAAUUCUGUGUUACUCUUAUAUUUAUUCUAACCUAACUACUUGUAUUUUAACUUUGUAUACACAAUAUUUUCAUUGAUAUUAAAUAUUACAUUUUGUUAUCGAUCGUUAAAAAAUCACUUAGAAUUAGAUUAGUGAUUUAUAACAACUUUUUUUAUUAAAAAAAAAAUUGUUUUGUAAUCAAAAGUUACACAGAACCUAGAACUUCAGUGUUUGAAACAUUGUAAGAAAAUUAUAAAUAAAAUUACUAGACAUACAUAUAUUAGUAAGUUAGAAUAAUAUCUGUUUUUUUAUAAUUUUAAAUUCUGGUGUUUUGUUAACGUUUAUAUUGCUGAGUAAAAAUUUAUUCAUAUAUUAACAUUGUUUGUCUCUUAAAUAAAAAGAAGAAAAGUAAAUGUUUGAUUAUAUUUUUAUUUAGUUUUGAUUCUGAACAAAUAAUACUAACAGUUAUUUAUUAUUAUAUGUAAUUUUUUUUAUUCAUAGGUGCAAAUCCUCUAAAGUAUCUACAUCAAACAUGGAUCUUCAUAAUUUUAUAGAAAAACGAUAUGAUAAUAUAAUUAAAUCACCAAAUGAUAAAAGAGAGUAUAGAGGUCUAUUGCUUUUUAAUAAAAUGAAAGUUUUAGUUAUUAGUGAUCCUUCAACAGAUAAAAGUGCUGCUGCUUUGAAUGUGAAUAUUGGUAAUUUAAGUGAACCAGAUGAUUUGCCAGGUUUAGCACAUUUUUGUGAACAUAUGCUAUUCUUAGGAACAGAAAAAUAUCCAGAAAAAAAUGAUUAUAAUAAAUAUUUAUCACAAAAUGGGGGCACAUAUAAUGCAUCAACUCACAUGGAUCAUACACUUUAUUAUUUUGAUAUACAUGCAGAAAAAUUGAAAGGUGCAUUAGAUCGUUUUGCACAAUUUUUUAUUGCACCACUCUUUACAGAAGCUUUAACGGAGUUAGAAUUAAAUGCUGUUCAUUUGGAAUGUGAAAAAAAUUUAGCAAACGAUACUUGGCGUCUUGAUCAAUUAGAUAAAUCAUCAGCAGACCCAAAUCAUCCUUUUUCAAAAUUUUCUACAGGAAAUAAAGAAACUUUAGAUGUAAUUCCGAAACAAAAAGGGAUAAAUGUAAGAGAAAAAUUACUUGAAUUUCAUGACAAAUUUUAUUCUUCUAAUAUUAUGGCAUUGUGUGUACUUGGCAAAGAGAGUUUAGAUGAACUUGAACAAAUGGUAGUAGAGUUAUUUUCUCAAGUAAAAAAUAAAGAUAUUACAGUACCUACUUGGCCACAACAGCCUUUUAAUCUGAAGCAACAUUUUCAACACAAGUGGUAUGUUGUUCCAAUAAAAGACAUUCGGAAUUUGUAUAUUAUAUUUCCUAUACCUGAUUUGCGAGAACAUUACAAAGCAGCGCCCGCACAUUAUAUUUCACAUUUAUUAGGACAUGAAGGCGAAGGAUCACUUUUAUCUUUAUUAAAAGCAAAAGGAUGGUGUAAUUCGCUUGGAUCAGGUAAACGGUUAGGUGCUAGAGGUUUUAGUUUCUUUGCUGUUUUCGUUGACUUAACAGAAGAAGGUAUUCAACAUGUCGAUGAUAUUGUUCUAUUAAUUUUUCAAUAUAUUAACAUGCUAAAGAAACAUGGACCAGUUGAGUGGAUUUACAAUGAAUAUAGAGACAUUGCAAAUAUAAAUUUUCGGUUCAAGGAAAAAGGUUAUCCUUGUGAUUAUACCACUGGUAUAGCACAAAUAUUAUAUGAUUAUCCAAUGGAAGAAAUUUUAAUAGCAGAACAUAUUUUCCCCUUAUGGAAACCAGAUUUAAUUACAUGGGUAAUGGAAUAUUUAAAACCGGAAAAUGUUAGAGUUCAUGUAGUUGCAAAAUUAUAUGAAAAUAUAGCUGAUGAAAGUGAAAAGUGGUAUGGUGUCAAAUUUAAAAAAGAAAAAAUAUCUCAAAAUAUAAUAAGUAAAUGGAUUAAUGCUGGUUUAAAUUCAGAUUUGAAUUUGCCACCAAAGAAUGAAUUCAUACCUGAAAAAUUUGAUAUAAAACCAGCAGAAAGCACUAUAUCCAAAUUUCCAAUAAUUAUUGAAGACACUUCAUUAAUAAGAUUAUGGUUUAAACAAGAUGAUGAAUUUCUUAUACCCAAAGCUAAUUUAUUUAUUGAUUUUGUCAGUCCAUUAGCAUACAUAGAUCCUCUCAGUUGUAAUCUAACAUAUAUAUUUGUAUUGUUGUUCCGCGAUGCUCUAAAUGAAUAUGCAUAUGCUGCUGAUAUUGUUGGUCUUAAAUGGGAGCUUACUAAUAGUAAAUAUGGAAUGACAUUGGGAAUUGUUGGCUAUGAUGAUAAACAACAUGUGUUACUGAAUAAAAUUAUAGACAAAAUGAUUAAUUUUAAAGUUGAUCCAAAAAGAUUUGAGAUUUGGAAAGAAAAUUACAUUAGAAGCUUAAAAAACUAUAAAGCUGAACAACCAUAUCAGCAUGCAGUUUAUUAUCUUGCUGUUUUAUUGUCAGAACAAAUUUGGAGGAAGGAUGAAUUACUAAAUGCUACAUCUCACUUAACAGUUGAAAAAGUACAAAAUUUCAUUCCACAAUUUUUGAGCAAAAUACACAUGGAAUGUUUAAUGCAUGGUAAUAUAACAAUGUCAGAAGCUAUCGAAACAGCAAAAUCAAUAGAAUCAAAAUUAUCGAAUGCAGUUCCUCAUAUGGUACCACUUCUAUCUAGGCAGUUAAUUUUACAUCGUGAAAUCAAACUAGAAGAUGGUUGUCAAUUUUUAUUUGAAACAAAAACUAAAUUUCAUAGUAGUUCAUGUACGCAAGUUUAUUAUCAAACGGGCUUACAAUCAACAGAAUCAAAUAUGCUCCUAGAACUUUUAGCACAGAUUCUAUCAGAACCUUGUUUUACUACAUUAAGAACUAAAGAACAAUUGGGAUAUAUAGUAUUUAGUGGAGUUCGAAGAACAAAUGGUGCACAAGGUUUAAGAAUUAUAGUUCAAAGUGACAGGCAUCCUAAAUAUGUUGAACAGAGAAUUAAUAUGUUUUUAAAUUCUAUGUUGCAACAUAUAUUAACUAUGACAGAAGAAGAAUUUCAUGCACAUAAAGAAUCAUUAGCAAUACGACGACUUGAAAAACCUAAACAAAUGACUGCUUUAUCUGCCAUAUUUUGGAGUGAAAUUACAUCACAACAAUAUAAUUUCGAUCGAGCAAAUAUUGAAGUUGCAUAUUUAAGAACUAUAACACAGGAACAAAUAUUAAAGUUUUACAAAGAAAUAUUUCAAAAUGAUGUUCAACGCAAGUUAUCAGUACAUGUACUUUCUACAUUAAAAGAAUCAAAAUUAGAAGAUGAAGAUAUAAUAGAAGAUAUAAUAGAAUCUAACGAAGAUAUUUCAUCAUCGAAUGAAACAAAUACUGCCGAACAGAAAAAAAUUGAUGAUAUUUUGUCAUUUAAAAUUAGCCAGUGUUUAUAUCCAUUAUUGAAACCAUUCAGCGAUAUACCAAGGAAAGGAACACAUUCAUCGAAACUAUGAAAUGUUUAUUGAUAAUUGUGAAUAUGUGUUUUAAUUAUGUCAUUGUAUCAGAUUGUAGUGAGUAUCAGGUAAAUAAAAUAGUUUUAACAUGUUCCAUUAUAUAUAAAAAAAAGAAACAUUUAAAAUAUUAAAUAAUUAUUUAAAAAUAAUUAAUUUUAUAUAAAUGAUAAAAAACUAAAAAAAUAACUAUAAAAAAUAUAAAAAAGUAAAAGUUAAAUGCUAAACUAUAUCAAAUAUGUAACAAAAUCUAUAUAGUUUAUUAAUAAUCCAUAAGCAUUUGCAACUGAGUACUUAAUAGAUUAAGAAAUACAAGUAAUUGUUUUGUUAUACAUCAAAAUUUCUGUAUGGUCUUGAAAUUUUCUAAAAAUAAAUAUACUACAAUUACUUUGAAUAUAUUAUAAUUUUGACUGUAGAACCUCGUAUAUAUAAACUAAAUAAAUCUUUUUCGUCAUGUAUAUACUACAAUAAUCAAAAAGUAAAAUUAUUGAUCUGGAUAAAUCAUUUGGAGUGUUUUGUCGAAUUAAAGUCGAAAAUGAGAAUCUUCACAGUUUUCGAAAUAUUUGUAAACAUAUGCAGUCAGGAUCUUACGCAACUGGAUAAAAU